Linum trigynum is the source of this 906-nucleotide messenger RNA. NCBI's taxonomy places the organism in Eukaryota, Viridiplantae, Streptophyta, Magnoliopsida, Malpighiales, Linaceae. The record is from the annotation of a GenBank genome assembly.
AUGCUUGAUGAAAACAACGAGUUGGUCAGAACAUUUAGGCGCAUUCGACAAGAUCUCCAGCUUUCUUCCACACCAAAUCUCCGACUCAGAAUCUUUGGGAUCAAAAGUAGGAAUCGACAAUAUGACUUGCCAACUAGCUCUGAUAUUGCAGCCUUAACACCUGGUGAUUUUGUUGCAGAUAGGGAGGAUAGAGAUAUCAUUGUUGACCAUCGAGGAGAAGGGCUGAAACUUCAAACGAGAAUCAUAUUUCUAAAAAACGAUAGCCAAAAUACCAGACCCCAAUCUAGAUCCAGAAGGGUGCUCAAACUGUCAAGGAACAUGAGGCUUAAUGAUUCACAAGAUAAUAGAAACCUGGUCGGCUGUGGAAUGAACUUUGGUGAGUGGAUUCUGGCACUGGGAGAUGGAAGGCUGCCAACAAAAUCUUUUAUGGCAAACACACCUUCAGAUUGGAUUGAGAUACCACAAAUACUUUUGAUAUAUGUUGGAAAAAAUCCAAUCGAGUCAAUCACAAAUGACAUAUAUGACGCAUUUGAGGAACAACACAUGAGCACAGAUUACCUAAGUGGAAGGGCGAUCGUUACUCCUACUAAUGCAGUUGUGACUGAAGUGAAUGACUUCAUGUUGCAAAAAAUUCCUGGACAUUGCCGUUGCUACUACAUUUCAGACUCUAUGCAACUUGAUACAGAGGUACCUCAGCUAUUCGCUGAAACUUACCCAACAGAAUUUUUGAAUGCUCUUCAGUUCAAUGGUGUUCCAGAUCAUGAAAUAAGACUUAAGGUUCACACUCCAAUCAUGUUGCUGAGAAAUUUGAGCCCACCAAACGGCCUAUGCAACGAGGACAUUCCAGUCAAUUACACAAGAAACAUUGUAUAUUCAGAAGCCUUCACAGAUAUUGCACCUGCUUAA